This is a messenger RNA of Racocetra persica, 450 nucleotides long. The record is from the annotation of a GenBank genome assembly. Lineage: Eukaryota; Fungi; Glomeromycota; Glomeromycetes; Diversisporales; Gigasporaceae.
GUGUCUACUAAAACAAUUAAGCAUUGUUGGUCUCAUACAAAAAUUGUGUCACUAUGUGAUAAAGCCGGAAUGCCUAUUUCCACUCCUCCUGUUACUAAUAAUCUUGAAAACCCAAAUGAAGAGCUAGAUAAAGAACUAGGUGAAGAACUAGGUAAAGAACUUCAACAGCAAAUUGAUGCACUAUGUAUUCGUACUCCAAUGUCGAUCAAAAACUGGUUAAAUCCUGAAGAUGAACAAGAGGUACAUCAGCAAUUUGCUAAUGAAGACUUCGUUCAAGGUGCCAUAGAAAUAGAGCAAAGAGAAGAGGAAAAAAUCUUAGAACCAACCCUAACUGCAAAAGAAAAAUUGAAUGUUUUGCGUGAUGCUAUGAAAAUUGUUACUGAUAUAGUUGACGAUGGUGGAGUAAUAUUGAGGUCUCUUCGUAAAAUACAAUCUCAUAUUCAUGAUGAG